This is a messenger RNA of Sebastes umbrosus (honeycomb rockfish), 3017 nucleotides long. It is a transcript of the gene l3mbtl2, whose product is annotated as L3MBTL histone methyl-lysine binding protein 2. Gene Ontology annotation, biological process: regulation of DNA-templated transcription. NCBI's taxonomy places the organism in Eukaryota, Metazoa, Chordata, Actinopteri, Perciformes, Sebastidae. The record is from RefSeq and is a predicted model, not a curated record. The transcript is spliced from 18 exons. Bases 216 to 2750 code for a protein of 844 amino acids. Gene Ontology annotation, molecular function: zinc ion binding. Gene Ontology annotation, cellular component: nucleus.
GAAGAAGAAGCAGCGGUACAGUACUGGGGAGCUAACUCACCAAGAUAAAACUAAACCACUUAUAUCUAUAUAGUUCAACAGUUGUAUGAAACAUUUCAUAUCUAGGGCCUAGGUAGUAAUAGUCUAUGUAGCUCAUAGAAGAACAUCCUACAGCGCAAAAGAAGAAAGGAUGCAUUGGCUCUAAUUGGUGGUCCUCUUUUUGAGCAGAAUACAGGAUGCCUUACCACUGUGUGGCUUAUGGAUGCGGCAAAACUUCAGAAGAUGGCGUGACGCUGUUUAAAUUCCCCAAGGACCCUGAGGAGUUUCGCAAAUGGGAGAAGCAGGUCCAGCGCACCCGCGCCCAGUGGGUCGCCACGCCCAACUCUCACCUCUGCAAAGAGCAUUUUGGCAAGGAGUACUUUGAGCCCAAACCACACUCAGGGGCUCUGAAGCUGAAGGUGGGAGCUGUUCCUACAGUGUUCGUCCGUCCGCACUGUUUCUCCUGCGAUGGAGUGGGCUGUGGUAGCUGCCUGCCUGCUAUCCAACGCCGGGGCAUCACAGCCAGACCAAGAGAGCGCGCCACAAGUGCAGAGUUUGAUGAUACUGAUGGAGGAGGCGACGUAGAGCAUCUGACAGGAGGAGAGAUGAAGCGGGAGGAAAAAAGCGCAGACGACCGACCAUUGGUGUGUGAGAUGUGCGGCGUCGCCGGCACCGUUGGCACCUUCUUUUCGAAGACCAAGCGUUUCUGCAGUAUAUCCUGUUCACGUUCCUAUUCAUCAAACUCCAAGAAGUCCUCCAUACUGGCACGACUGCAGGGACGGCCCCCCUCAAAAAAAGCAACAGUGCUGAGCAAGGUGAACAAAGCCCCCCAAGCCCCAACAGCGUUGGCUGCAGGUUUUGAAUGGGGCGCCUACUUGGAGAAGGAAACCUCUCUGGCUGCAUCAGUGUCCUGCUUCAGACAUGUUCCCCUGUGUGCCCAGUGGGAUGACGUCACGUUGGGGAUGAGGGUGGAGGUCCUGAACACAAACGCGGUCCUGCCCAGUAAGGUCUACUGGAUCGCUACCGUCAUCCAGAUUGCAGGAUACAAAGCCCUGUUGAGGUACGAAGGCUUUGAACACGACAGCAGCCGCGACUUUUGGUGCAGCCUCGUUUCGGGAGAGCUGAACCCGAUCGGAUGGUGCGCCAUGACGAGCAAGCUGCUGGUGCCACCGCAAGAUGUGAAGCAGACCAUCCCAGAUUGGAGAGAGUAUCUGAUGACAAAGCUUGUGGGGGCCAACACUCUACCUGUUGACUUCUACCUGAAGUUGGCAGAGGGCAUGAAGAACUCCUUCAGACUAGGUAUGCGCGUGGAGGUGGUGGACCCCAAACACGUGAGUCGGACCCGCCUGGCCACCGUAGACACCAUCAUCGGCGGCCGUCUGCGUUUGGUGUACGAAGACCAAAGCGACGCCCCCGACAACACAAUCUCUGAUUUCUGGUGCCACAUGUGGAGCCCCCUCCUGCACCCAGUGAGCUGGUCCUGCAAAGUGGGUCAUGCCAUGAAAGCACCUGCAAACGGUGUGGAAGCUGCUGCCGGCGGUUGGAAGGGUAACUACGACAACUCAUCCCUGCUCUUUAAAAAGCCCAGAUUUGUUUACAUGGAUGGAGGUUUCUUUGAGGAAGGGAUGAAGCUGGAGGCCAUUGACCCUCUCAACCUGGGAACCAUCUGUGUCGCGACAGUACACAAGGUGCUGCUAGAUGGCUACCUGAUGGUGGGUAUAGACGGCACCAUAUCAAACAAGGGCUCCGAUUGGUUUUGUUACCACGCCUCAUCUCAUGCCAUCCUUCCUGUAGACUUCUGUAAAAAGAACAACAUCCCUCUCACGGUACCUCAAGGUUAUGACCCUCAGACCUUCACCUGGGACAAAUACCUGGAGAAGACCAAAGCUAAAGCUGCACAGCUACGACUGUUCAACACCGACUACCCGGGUCACGGCUUCUCCCCCAACAUGAAGCUGGAGGCGGUGGACUUGAUGGAGCCGCGCCUGGUGUGCGUGGCCACCGUGAAGCGCCACGUGGGCCGCCUGCUGCUCAUCCACUUCGACGGCUGGGAGGACGAGUUCGACCAGUGGAUCGACCACCAGUCCCCGGACAUCUACCCCGUCGGCUGGUGCGACCUCAUGGGCUACCAGCUCCAGCCGCCUCCAGGACUCGUUGAUUUAAUGGGAUACCAGUCGGCACAGAACAAGAAAUACAAGGGCCUUCCUUAUGGGAAAAGGAGAAAGAAGACUGCAAAGAAGAGGCUCUCUGGUGACCAAGCUGAAGAUGAUGCCGGUCAGCAGCCUGAGGUCACCGGCACCGACGGUCCUCCUCCAAAAGUGCCUCUCCUCCAGCUCAAGACUGAGCCAGAGGAGCAGGAGAUCUUUGCAGUGCAGGUUAAAGUGGAGGAGGUGGAGAUGGAGACCCCCAUUGAUCGUCCAGACAACCCUCCACAGGCCCAUCUGGGGAAAAUCAAACAGGAUGAGGGAGGGGAGCAGAACAAGUCUGAAUCACGUCAACCAUCAGUGCAGAGCAGCGUAGAAAACGUACCGCGUCAAAAGACGGAGCCGAGCGAAACCGCAGUAAGAAGAAGUGAAGAGAGCGGAUCACUGGAAGAGAGCUUUACCGGUGAAAGCAACACGGAGCAGAGUGAAAACAAGCUGAGCCAAGGAGAGGACAGUGUCAUGGAUGAAACUUCAGAGAGCAACACAGAACAGGACACAACAGGAGAGGCUGCAGGAAUGGAGACGUGAGACGAGCAUGUCUGCUUAAAGAAUGAAGAGGACAAAAGGUGGAUGAGCAAAGAGAUUGGGAUGACUCUGUGAUGGCGUAAAAUAAAACAAUUCUGGCGAAGACAAAACAAAAAAAAAAACAGAAAAAAAGCAGAAUGGGAUAUUUAAAUCACACAAAAAAGGUACAACAUCAGUUGGGAUAGAUUCCUGUGAAUAACCUGAGCUUAGAUAAGCAAUUUGAAUCCAGAGCAGGAAAAGCGGACUCUGCCACUACCAAUAAAAAAGUAC